This is a messenger RNA of Tachyglossus aculeatus (Australian echidna), 1617 nucleotides long. RefSeq names its product histone-lysine N-methyltransferase PRDM9-like. Gene Ontology annotation, molecular function: histone methyltransferase activity; protein binding. The record is from RefSeq and is a predicted model, not a curated record. NCBI's taxonomy places the organism in Eukaryota, Metazoa, Chordata, Mammalia, Monotremata, Tachyglossidae. Gene Ontology annotation, cellular component: nucleus.
AUGUCCGGCGAGCAGGUGCCUGCACCCAUGGACAGCCGAAGGGGUAGGAAACUAAAGGAACUUUCGAGCAGGACUAGAGUUGAAAAGACAAAGAAAAUUCCCCAGGUGAAGGGCCCACGGAGGGGUGAGCCAAAUACGGCAGAAGCUCGGAUGAAUUCAAGUAUGAACCCAGAAAAUCAAGAACGACAAGAUUUGCCAGAAGACCUGCAGAAGGGGGCAACACAGAAUGGAUCAAAUGAACAAAAAUCGAGGAGUGAGGGGUGUAGUGAAGAGAAACCCCAGGUCCGUGAUUUCAACCUGAGGAAGAAGAAAAGGAAAAUGUACACGGAGGAACCUGAGUACGAGGAUGACGACUAUUUGUUCUGUGAGGAGUGCCAGACCUUCUUCCUGGAAAAAUGCUCAGUGCACGGCCCCCCUGUAUUUGUUCAGGAUUGUGAAGCCAAAAGAUGUCAACGAAACCGUUCUGAGGCCACCCUACCCCCAGGGCUGCAGAUCAAAAUGUCAAGCAUCCCCAACGCCGGGCUCGGCGUGUGGAAUCAGGCCACAAGCCUGCCUCAAGGAUUGUAUUUCGGACCUUUCGUGGGGAUAAGGAAAAAAAAAGUCAAAGACUCACUCAGUGGAUAUUCUUGGGCGAUUCUCAGAGGCAGAAACUAUGAGUACCUGGAUGGGAAGAACACAUCUUUUUCCAACUGGAUGAGAUACGUGAACUGUCCCCGCACAAAGUACGAGCAGAACUUGGUGGCGAUUCAGUACCACAGUGAGAUUUACUAUCGCACCACCCGUGUGAUUCCACCUGGCCAAGAGUUACUGGUGUGGUAUGGCGAAAAGUAUGCCCGUAACCUGGGCGUCUUCUGGAGGAAUGAGACCCCAGAACCAGGGCCAAGGCCUCAUUUUUCUGGAGGCUCGUUCGCGCCGUCAUCGAGAGGUAGCAUAGUCAAGCCGCGUGUCCGGAGCAAGCGCCCCUCGGCUGCCCUCCGGACUACCAGAAAAAGGCGACGCUCCGCCCGUGACUUCCCGCCGAGACACGAGGACACUGCCGCUCUUCAAGAUGAACGGCAGGAUCCAGACCGUGGCCGGGUGAAGAGAGGACUCAGAAAGGAUGAACAGAUAGAGAGGGCCAAGGUUAUGGCAGGGGAGAAAGCUUUGGGGGUGUUCCCCCCCCCCCCCCCGCUCCAGGGAGGAUUCUCAGAUGAAACAGAAAUAGAGAGAAAGGAGAGUGGACAUGAGCAAGUUAGGGAGGCGUCGGGUCCGAAAGAGGCCCAGGCGUGGCGUGCAGAAAGGAGCGCCUUUCUGCGGAGGCACUGCUGCGAUGUCUGCCGCAAGACUUUCAAGCGGUUAACUCACUUGAGGCAACACCAGGAGAAGCCAUUAGUGUGCGAAAUUUGUAAGAGGGCUUUUAACGACCUAUCCAACUUGAAAAGGCACGCCAAGAGAGUCACGGGGGAGAAGCCAUAUGUGAUCCCGGUCUGCGAGAGGGGCUUCAACCGAAGUGAUAACAUGAAUGAACAUUGCUCAAAACACACAAGCUAUAACGUUGUUCCAAACACAGGCCAUAUGAGUGUCACUACUGUGGAAAACACUUCAUUUGUUAAUCAACCAGAACUACCAAAUAUGUAG